AUGGUGGCACUUCGAAGAAAAACAGAACUGAAAGAUGACGGCUCAGCGAGAACGUAUAAGAAGCUGAAAUCCUCCUCGUUUGUCACCUCCUCUUUUGUUUUGCACUCAUACUCUAAAUUACCGGACAUUAACGAGAUACCGAAAGCAAAGACAAUUGGACUUGACAUUUUUGUCUGGGGUACAGGGUCAAUGUGCGAAUUGGGAUUGGGUCCCUCUGCAAAAACAAAAGAGGUCAAAAGACCAAGAUUGAAUCCCUACCUCACUGAAGAAAGCUUGGGGGGGACUAAGAUAGUUGAUUUUGCCGUGGGAGGAAUGCAUACAUUGGCACUUGAUGGUAAAAAUCGUGUGUGGUCUUGGGGUACGAAUGACAGCGCAGUUCUAGGAAGAGACACUUCACAUGCCAAAGAAGCGUUAAGAGACAUAGAUGAGGUAGAUAGCGAAGACGACGAAGACGGAGAUUUAAAUGAAGCUGAAUCGGUUCCUGGAUUGGUUGAAGGGUUGAAUGUAGAUCAUUCAAUUGUGCAACUAGCGGCUACAGACAAUCUAAGUGCAGUUCUUUUGUCCAAUGGAGACGUUUAUGCCUGGGGAUGUUUUCGAUGUAAUGAGGGCAUGUUGGGCUUUUUGAGAUCAGAGAUCAAGAUGCAAAGAACGCCAUUGAAAAUUGACCUUUUCAAGAACAUUGUGCAGAUUGCUGCGGGAAAGGACCACUUACUAGCACUUGACUCAAAAGGAAUUGUGUUUGCAUGGGGAAAUGGACAGCAAUUUCAACUAGGAAGAAGAAUCUUGGAGAGACACCGCUAUAAAAACUUAGAACCGCAACAGUUUGGACUAUACGAUAUCAAGUAUGUAGCGAGUGGCGAUUUCCAUUGUUUUGCCAUUGAUCACAACGACAAUGUUUUCGCAUGGGGCUUGAACCAAUUUGGCCAAUGUGCGUUAACUGGUGCUAACGGAGAAUUAGAGGAUGGCUCUGUUUUGACCAAACCAACUUUAAUUCCAGAGUUGUCCAAUCUUGGUAUCCAUCAAAUUGCAGCUGGAGAACAUCACACUUUGGCAUUGACUAAGGAUGGCGAUGUGCUUGCUUGGGGGAGAUAUGAUAUGAAAGAAGUUGGGAUCCCCGAAGAAGAUCUUCCAAAAUCUACAUUUAGGGACCAGCAUGGUAAACCCCGAUCAGUGCCGGUUCCUACAAAAAUCAAGUUUGGCAAGAAGAGUGAUCUGAAGGUGAAGAUAAAAGAGAUAGGUGUUGGCUCACAUCACUCGUUCGCAAUUACUGACGACGGAGUUGUUUAUGCGUGGGGCUUUUCGGAGACGUAUGCACCCGGAUUGGGAAAUUUGGAUGAAGACGUUGAUCAGCCAACCAGAAUUGUGAAUACUGCCACCAAAAACGAAGAUAUCCGCUUAAUCGGAGCUGGAGGACAGUUUUCGGUUAGUGGUGGGGUCAAAAUUGAUAACGAAGAGGAAGCAGAAAAGAGGAUUGAAAAGUACGAGGAGAUUGAUGAAGAUUAA
Messenger RNA from Lodderomyces oxycetoniae, 1503 nucleotides. Its product is annotated as Ran guanyl-nucleotide exchange factor. Gene Ontology annotation, molecular function: guanyl-nucleotide exchange factor activity. The record is from RefSeq and is a predicted model, not a curated record. Gene Ontology annotation, cellular component: cytoplasm. Lineage: Eukaryota; Fungi; Ascomycota; Pichiomycetes; Serinales; Debaryomycetaceae. The coding region runs from base 1 to 1503 and encodes 500 amino acids. The transcript has a single exon.